Molecule: messenger RNA, 1674 nt
Organism: Kickxella alabastrina
Lineage: Eukaryota; Fungi; Kickxellomycota; Kickxellomycetes; Kickxellales; Kickxellaceae
Product: transmembrane amino acid transporter protein-domain-containing protein
Exons: 8
Coding region: 1-1674 (557 amino acids)
Biological process (GO): amino acid transmembrane transport
Molecular function (GO): amino acid transmembrane transporter activity
Source: RefSeq, a predicted model, not a curated record
AUGUCCACGCCAAGCCCCCAAAGCACAGGCAGCAAAGCAGGAGAACAUGUUUCCUCCAACGCACAGCGCGUAUCUGCGAUACAAGAAGCGGCGGGAUCGCGCCCCGUCUCUGGGUCCACGCCCAGGAGCUUUACGCAAGAGACAGAGCUUCUCAUCUCGGGCUCUGUGGCCGACGACAGCGACGCGCCAUUAAGGCGGCCGCGCUCUGAAAUGGUUCUGUCUGAGGCCGAAGCAGCGCGGCGGCUAAAGAGACAUUUGCUCACAGCCGCGGAGCUACGGGAGCCUGGGUGGCAGCAACGACAAUGGGUAUCGGACGAGAACGACGGCGAGGACGAAGGUGACAGCAACCGGAAUGCAUCGGACGAUGAGGAGCCUGUGGAUCCGUUUACGCUCCCGUCGGGCGACAUCACGCACCCGCUAUACCGCACGCGGCGGAACCAUAACCGCACGCGGUCGUUUUCUGCGGCGCCGUCGGACACGGAGUGGGGCCUCGGGUACACGCCCGACCAGAUCCUGGCACCCGGCGGGUUCAGGCGGCAGUUUGUGCACGAGCGUGCGGCGCAGCAGGGCCGGCCGGCCAAUAUUCUGACGGCGAACUUUGUCGACUACAUGGGCUCUACGGCCACUUUGCCGGCGGCGAUUACCCGAGAAGCGGGUGGCGACGAGGAGGAGGGCGGCGCUGAGGAGCGCGCGGCACUGAUCAGGGCUUCCAAGCGACAGGCGCGCGAUAUCAGGGGCACAGCAACCCCGCGCAAGGCGUUCUUCCUGCUGAUAAAGUCAUUUGUCGGAACGGGGAUCCUGGUGCUGCCACGCGCGUUUUUCAACGGUGGGCUGGUCUUCUCGACGGUGCUUAUGUCGGCCAUUGCCUGGUACGCGCUGCACUGCAUGAUCAUGCUCUACGGCGACCUCGCACUCAAGCUGUACGGCCGGCCGCUAAAGUACUGCGUGCUCGUUUCUAUUGUGUUGGCGCAGCUGGGAUUCUGCUGCGCAUAUGUCAUUUUCGUUGCGACCAAUAUGCAGGACCUGUGGAAUUCGCUCACCGGGUGCCGGUACCAGUUUUCGGCCGAGGCAUGGAUCGUCGUGCAGCUGCUGGUGUAUAUUCCGCUGUCCUUUGUGCGCAAAAUCAAAAAGUUUGCCUCGAUCUCGGUUAUUGGGAACUUUUUCAUUCUCGUUGGACUGGGCUACCUGUUUGUUUACGACUUUUGGUCGCUGGCUCAAGUUCCCGCUGCUGGUGGGCACGGCGCCUUCUCGUACGAGGGCAUUUCGCUGGUGAUCCCGAUUGUCGAGAGCAUGGAGCACAAAGAAAAGUUCAACAAGGUGCUCACGUCCUCGCUAGUGAUCUGUGCGGGGCUCUUUCCCGUUGUUCUGCUCAACCUGCCCAGCGGAUCCAUGUGGACAUUGGGCAUACAGCUCCUGUACUCCCUAGCCAUCAUCAUGUCUGUACCCUUGCAGCUGGAAGGGAAUUUGGUCGUGAAGACGCAAAAGAACUUGUUUCGCACUUUGGUCGUUGUGGUUGUAGCGCUGGUGGCUGUGUUUGGCGCCGAGAAGCUCGACAAUUUCAUCGCUAUUGUCGGUGCCGGCGCCUGCAUUCCGCUGUCCUUUCUGUUCCCGCCGAUGCUGCACUACCGCGUGUUUGCCAAUACUUUGGGCGCAAAGAUUAAGGAUAUGGCUUGA